Messenger RNA from Monosiga brevicollis MX1, 615 nucleotides. RefSeq lists its product as uncharacterized. The record is from RefSeq and is a predicted model, not a curated record. Lineage: Eukaryota; Choanoflagellata; Craspedida; Salpingoecidae. The coding region runs from base 1 to 615 and encodes 204 amino acids. The transcript is spliced from 6 exons.
AUGGCACCUUCAAAGUCUGUUGGUGUUUUGGUGGGGCUCCUGCUCUUGGGCCUAGCUGUCUCUGCGCACGAUGCCGCGGCUGGUCCGCCGGAUUAUCAGGACAAGGUUGGGGUGGCGCGCUGGCUGGCGCAUCAGGCCGUCGAGGGCGUCUUGGCCACCACUUCCACCGCUUUUCCUGGCUAUGCGUUUGGCAACACACAAUCCUUCGCCGAUGGCACGAUCAAGAACAGCACCGGACACCUCUUCUUCUACGUCAGCAAUCUCGAUGCUUCGAUCCAGGACAUUUUGGUGGAUCCUCGCUGCACCUUUACACUUAGUGAAGUGGAGACAAACUUUUGCAAACAAAAUCACUAUGACGCCGAGGAUCCCCGCUGCGCCCGCCUCACCUUUGUGGGCACUUAUCGGAACGUGACAAGUGCCGAGGAACCGCACGCCCAGGCAGCGUUGUUUGAUCGCCAUCCUGAGAUGAAAUCGUGGAACUCACAAGGCAGCUUCCACGACUUUCAUUUCACGACCCUUGAGAUCGAGCACAUCUGGCUGGUGGACAUGUUUGGUGGCGCUGCUGACGUCGAUGUCAAGCAGUAUUACGCCCGUAACAACGUGACUGCUUUGUAA